Molecule: messenger RNA, 942 nt
Organism: Clarias gariepinus (North African catfish)
Lineage: Eukaryota; Metazoa; Chordata; Actinopteri; Siluriformes; Clariidae
Gene: ripply1
Product: ripply transcriptional repressor 1
Exons: 4
Coding region: 69-530 (153 amino acids)
Biological process (GO): embryonic pattern specification; negative regulation of transcription by RNA polymerase II
Cellular component (GO): nucleus
Source: RefSeq, a predicted model, not a curated record
UAAAGUCGUGACACUGCGAGCUGAAGACUCGACUUAUUCGUUCCGAAGGUGUUUUUUUUUGGACUACCAUGAUGAAAUCUGCUUGUCUUGUCGCUAAACAGACGCGUUUCUCCGGAGCCCCAGGUUUUAGGGAGAACUCUAGGAUGGCGCAGGCAUCCAUCAGCAGCAGGCCUGUCCUAUGGAGACCGUGGCUCGUGACUGAUCAGGAUGCGCACACUGUGAGCCGGAGGACCAAGCUUAUCUGUCCUUAUUCCCGGCCAACGGUGCCAAGCAACACCAUGGCAGAUGGCAAAGCUCAGCCUUUCCAACACCCUGUCAGACUGUUUUGGCCGAAAUCCAAGUCAUUCGACUACCUCUACAGUGACGGCGAGGCACUUCUGAGAAACUUCCCAGUCCAGGCAACCAUCUGCUUCUAUGAUGAGUCCGACAGUGAGGAUGAUGAGGACGAACAGGACGACUGGGAAGACGAGGAAGACGCUGACGACAAAGAGUGCCACAAACCUCAGGGCCGUUUUUGCGACUAUAACUGAAUCACGGUCGAACUUUGGAACAAACACGCACACACACAAGGAACAUCUGACAUCUUGUCAGGACUGUCUAAUCACCAAGGGAAAACAAACCAACCAACCACAGCUGCAUAUUUCUGAAUAUGAUCACAAAAACCUGUUUUGAAAAAAAAAGGACAAGGGGAAAAUCUUCAGAACUGGAUGGUUUUCCAAACUGUAAUUUCCUUUGGGAAAUGUAUAACGCGAAUCCCACAUUGGGAAGAAUGUUUCCAGGAUGACUCAGGGUCUCUGCUUUUUUGUAUGCAAGAUUCCUAAAUCUUUAUUAUUUUAUUAUUUCUUUGUCUUUAAUUUAUGCUGUAUAUAUCUCCACCUAUAGAUAUUUAUGUCCUAUUUUUUUUACUUUGUGUAAAUUGCACAAUAAACCUAAAUAUAAAAA